Molecule: messenger RNA, 625 nt
Organism: Lycium barbarum (goji berry)
Lineage: Eukaryota; Viridiplantae; Streptophyta; Magnoliopsida; Solanales; Solanaceae
Product: kirola-like
Exons: 2
Coding region: 60-488 (142 amino acids)
Biological process (GO): defense response
Source: RefSeq, a predicted model, not a curated record
UGAACAUUUUCUCGCCACUUUCUUUUCACAACUUAUUGCUAUUCCGAGAGGAAGAAAAUAUGGGUGUGAAAGGCAAAUUGAUUUCUUCAAUAGAAGUGAAGUGUGGAGGACACCCAAUUCAUGAUAUUUUUCACACCAACAGUGAUCUUGUACCCAAUAUAAGUCCUCAUGUCAACCAUUUUGAGAUCCAUGAAGGUGAAAUCCUAAAGGUUGGUUCGGUUGUUAGUUGGAAAUACAUCGAGGAUGGAAAAGAAAAGUAUGUUAAGGACAUGAUCGAAGCCAUUAAUCCUCAAAAGAAAUCAAUCACUUGGAAAGUGAUUGAAGGAGAUAGGAAAGAUUUGUAUAAUUCCUUCAUUGUCAUCACAUUCAGUGAAGAUCAGUGGACUACAGUGAGAUUUGAGUACGAGAAGAAAACUGACCCCCUCCCUUUCUUGGGUUAUUUCCUUUAUGUGAUCAAAGAUAUAGAGAAGUACCUUCUCAAGAAGUAGAAUAUCUAUGAUGUUCAAUGGUUCUAUUCUAUAUGUGUGCGCGCGCGCUUGUGUGAUGAAUAUUCAGCAAUAUUAACCAGUUUUAGCUAGCGUGUGAAAUAAAUAAUGUUAUGUUUGAAGAAUAUUAUUUCCAAUGA